AUACGCGCGGGGUAGGUAUGUGGGCAAGGCUUGUCAGAGUCUUGACCACCAAUACACUUAAACAAUCGUCCAAUUUCAUCAAUUCAGACAUUAUCAACGCUGAUUUCUGAGAAUUGAAUUUUAGUGAGAGAAAUACUUGACUCUACUGCAUCAUAAACCCGAAAACUUUCGGUGUAGACGUUCUCAAUGUCUCUAAUUACCGCCUUUCGUCCUCGAUCCACUAGGACUUCAUCCUCUUUGCGACACCGGUCAGAAAGGGCACACCGCCGUCACCAGGGAAGGUCUUCGAAUGAUCAAAAUGGGAUAACUGAAGAAAAUGGAGAAGAAGAAGGCCCCGAUGCACAUUCCAUUAUCACCCCAUCGAAGCACACACCUAAACCCUGGCGAGCUUUGAAAGGCUCUGUCGCUAAAGGCGGUCCUCUUCGUCCAUUUCGACUUUUGAAACAAGACAUUGUCAAUAUUCGCAGGCGCUAUUUGUCCGACUGGACGGUGUUCAAUCAGCAGAUCUUCGCUAGCGCCGUGUACGUAUUUUUCACCAACCUUCUGCCUGGUAUCACAUUUGCGAGUGACCUUUAUGUCUUGACCGGAGCGAAUUGGGGCACAAUUGAAGUUGUCUUUAGCACUGGCCUUUGCGGUAUCAUUUUCGCUCUUGCUUCAAUUCAACCAUUGACCAUUCUCGGCGUGACUGGGCCCUUCUCCGUACUGGCUGAAAAUAUAUAUGCAUUGUGCCAUGACAGUUUCAAGAUUCCUUUUUUGCCAUUCAUAGCCUGGUCCUUGGUCCAUGCCGCUUGGAUGCACUAUGUGCUAGCUAUUGUCAAUGCCCAUGACUGGACCAUGCGAUAUGUCACAACAUUUUCCACCGAGAUAUUUUCGUUACUGAACAGUGUGAUAUAUUUCCACAAGGCUAUUCAGGAAUUGCAAAGAGCUCACAAUAAUCUUUCUUUUGCGGCAUUUCUUUACGCCAUUAUCGGUGCAGUUGGUACCAUGCUUCUUGCUAUAUUUCUGUCAACUGCUGAAUCGUGGCGACCGCUGUUUCAUCGAUAUAUCCGACUUGGCCUUACAGAGUAUGCCGCUGCAAUCUCAAUAAUCAUAUUCAUUGCUAUGCCUCACGUCGGAGAACUGGCACACUUGGACAAGAUGACCCUCAAUGUAAGCCAUUCAUUUCGGCCAACGUCUCCAGAACGCGACACAUUUUUCGUCAAGUUUUGGACAUUGCCCCUAGGAUGGAUACUCGCUGCCAUAGUGCCUGGUUUGAUCAUCACAGUACUGUUCUUUUUCGAUCACGAAGUGAGUUCAAUUAUCUGUACCAUUGACAGAUACGGAACCAGAAAGCCUGGAGGCUUCGCAUGGGAUAUUGUUCUCCUGGGAACAACGACGGCUAUCUGUGGAAUCCUUGGGAUUCCCCCAGCAAAUGGAUUGCUUCCUCAAGCCCCACUUCACUCAGAGUCGUUGAUGCACUCAGAGCACGAGCGGCAUACAGUGGUUGUAGAUGGCGAGGAAAAGGUCGAGUCUCGCGAGGUUCGCCGUGUUUACGAGCAGCGUUGGUCGGCAUUUUUGCAUGCAGGGGGCAUCAUGCUCUUUGUUAGCCCUCCAUUUAUGACCGUUCUGGGGUUGACACCAACUAGCGUAUUGGCUGGGCUGUUCCUGUUCAUGGGUGAACAGAGUCUAUCAGUAAACCCUAUAUUAUAUCGCUUUUUCUACAUUCUGACCCCACCGUCAGAGCUUCCUCAGCUUCCCGCCUCUCUGCACAACGAGGAUAACCCUUCCGAAAGACCUUCGUAUCUCCCCAUCCAUUAUUAUACUGUUCUUCAAAUCAUCCUCACAGCAGUGGUCUUCGCUCUGACUCUGACAAAAGCCGCCCCGGCAUUCCCGGUGCUCAUUAUCGCUCUGGUUCCAUUCCGUCUGCUCUUCAUGAAACGCUGGUGGAAUCGCGAAGUGCUUCGAUUUGUUGAUGCAUGGGCAUGUCGUGAAGGUACCCCUGAGGAUGAUGAGGACCAGCAAGCUCAAAACAAGAUGAGUGAUUCUGCAGAUGAUGCAGUGUUUACCGCGGACGCUUAUCCAUUGGAUAAUGGACGAAACGCAAGUGGAGAGUUAUAUCCCACGUCUCGUGUGCAAGCUGACGUAGGUGAUAGUCCUGAAAGGGAUAACGCACAAGAUUGGAUAGAGUUGGAUUUGAGAGAACCUAGAGCUUCGGAAGAUGAAGAGAUAGAAGUUGGUACUCAAUCGCCAAAGGGAAUCAGGAGUUUCGACGCUUAUUAUGCUGGCAAACUGUGAGCUGCUCGUGUAUAAGCGUGAAGAGGUGGUCCAAUGCGUUCUUGUUUUAUGUUUUUACUGGUCUGCGCAGUACAUGUGUAGCGCUGGCAAUUACCGACUUUAUCAAUCUUGUGACGAGGCUGUGUAAUGUGGUCAUGUAAGGGGUUGAUAGUUCUGUAUAUACAG
Messenger RNA from Talaromyces stipitatus ATCC 10500, 2439 nucleotides. RefSeq names its product anion exchange protein, putative. Gene Ontology annotation, molecular function: solute:inorganic anion antiporter activity; borate efflux transmembrane transporter activity. The record is from RefSeq and is a predicted model, not a curated record. The transcript has 3 exons. Gene Ontology annotation, cellular component: fungal-type vacuole; plasma membrane. Bases 187 to 2274 code for a protein of 695 amino acids. Gene Ontology annotation, biological process: monoatomic anion transport; transmembrane transport; monoatomic ion homeostasis. Lineage: Eukaryota; Fungi; Ascomycota; Eurotiomycetes; Eurotiales; Trichocomaceae.